CAUCGCUCGGUGGCUCAGCUCCAUGUUGCGGCGCUGCGUGGCACUGGGCACCGACUGGCUCCGGCUGCAGCGCGCACACAUGUCGUGAAUGGCACCGGACCCUUGGCACAAUCUGCGGCCGAGAAGGAGCCCUGCGACCCCCGGGCCCCCCCCCGCGACCUGCGGCACGCCGAGCCUGCGACGCGACCCCCCCCCCAACCCCCGCCACUGCCGCAGCUGUGAGCGUCUCCCGGACCGAAUGAAGCCGCGUCGAUCGGUGCGGGUAUUUUCAGCCGAGCUGUUCCGGAGCGACUGGAAACGUGCGCACCGGGUCGAGUGACAUUUUGGGAGCGAGGAGCCGCGCGGAGCUCUGCGGCCGCGGAGGACACCGGAACCGGGAGGAGGCAGAGGAGGCUCCAGUGUGAUGCCGGAGCUGGACAGAAAAACAAAGGUUCGAGUCUGAGAGAGCAGUGCUGGGUGUCCCCUCUGGAGAGGGAUCGGGACCGAGGCUCAGCGCUGCGACAUGUAGCGCCUGGCUGCCCUCAAAGCCGGAUUUGGAGACGCGCCUGCAGUCUACUCAUGAUUUCUCUGUAGUCUGGUCCAGGGCAUCUGCUGCAGUGAUGUUCAGGAACAGCUUGAAGAUGCUGCUGACGGGGGGGAAGGCCAACCGCAAGAGCCGCAGCAGUGAUGGUGGGAGCGAGGACUUGGCAGAUGCCCGCUCGCCCGGUCUAGACCCUCACCUGUGCCACGUCGGCCAAGGUGGCAGCAUCGACAGCGACUGCGCCUUUGAAGGAGACUACGCGGUGCCGCCGCUCUCCAUGACCGAGGGCAUGCAGCACAUUCGCAUAAUGGAGGGCGUGUCCCGCUCGCUGCCCUCCUCCCCGCUGCUCACCCACCAGACCAUCAGUGUCCGGCUGCAGCCUGUGAAGAAGCUCACAGCCCCUCUGCGGAAAGCAAAGUUUGUGGAGAGCCCGCGCAUUCCACAAUCAGAGCUUGGCUCCCCUACACACACCUGCACCACUGCCAAGAAUCCAGACCUGGACACAUACUGCCCUGGGGAGUCAAGCCGGGAGCUGGGCCCCCCUCCGUCGGUGGAUGAGGCAGCCAACACAUUGAUGACGCGCCUGGGUUUCCUUCUGGGAGACAAAGCGAGCGAGGGGCCAGCCGGCAACCAGUACAGCAUGGAGGAACCCGAGGCGAGACAGGGCCAGAACCAGAGGAUCAGCCCGUGCUCCACCCUGACCAGCAGCACUGCCUCCCCCCCUGCAGGCAGCCCCUGCUCCACCCUCCCCCCUGCCAUGCCAGGCCAAGCCGGCGGCAGGGACUGCGCCUACGGCUCCGUCACCAGUCCCACCUCAACACUGGAGAGCAGGGACAGCGGGAUAAUCGCCACUCUGACCAGCUAUUCCGAGAACAUGGAGCGAGGCGGCAAAUACGGCGAGGGCUCCCGGGCCAACCUCAAGCUGUGGCAGUCCCAGAAAUCAGGCAUGGACUCGUUCCUGUACAGGGUGGAUGAAAACAUGACAGCCUCCACUUACAGCCUCAACAAAAUCCCUGAGCGCAGCCUGGAGAGCAUGUCCUCCCACUCCGCCCACUCCAUCCCUCUGUACCUCAUGCCCCGCCCUAACUCUGUGGCAGCGACUAGCUCAGCCCACCUGGAGGACCUGGCCUACCUGGAUGAGCAGAGGCACACGCCGUUACGCACCUCGUUGCGCAUGCCCAGGCAGAGCACCACCUGCGGGCCGGGUCGCUCCGGGCAGGACCUGAGAGCUUCCGCAAAUAACACCCAUGCCUGGCAAUCCCAGUCACUACGGUUUGCGCCUUAUCGGCCUCAAGACAUCGCCCUCAAACCUCUGCUGUUCGAGGUGCCCAGCAUCACCAUGGACUCCGUCUUCACGGGCCGCGAGUGGCUCUUCCAGGAGAUUGACGCCCACCUCAACAGCCCCAACGCCACCACCAACCGCGGCGUGGUGGUAGUCGGCAAUAUCGGCUUCGGAAAGACUGCGAUCAUGUCCCGCCUGGUGGCGCUCAGCUGCCACGGCACCCGCAUGAGACAGAUCGCCUCCGACAGCCCGCAGGCCUCGCCCAAACAUGGAGAGGGGCUCCCUCUCACCCAGCCUCAGCCCACGCACGGCACCCUGGGAGGAGGCAGCUGUCCAGGGACCCCUGAGAUGAGACGACGUCAGGAAGAAGGCAUGAGGAGGCUGGCGUCUCAGGUGGUGGCGUAUCACUACUGCCAGGCGGAUAACGCCUACACCUGCCUGGUGCCGGAGUUCGUGCACAACGUGGCCGCUCUGCUGUGCCGCUCGCCGCACCUCGUCGCCUACAGGGAGCAGCUGCUGAGGGAGCCGCACCUCCAGAGCAUCCUGAGCCUGCGCUCCUGCGUCCAGGACCCGCUGGCCUCCUUCAGGAGGGGGGUGCUCGAGCCCCUGGAUACACUUUACAAAGAGAGGAAGAUCAGCUCGGAGGAGGACCUCAUCAUCCUCAUCGACGGUUUGAACGAGGCAGAGUUCCACAAACCGGACUACGGAGACACCAUCGUGUCCUUCCUCACCAAAACCAUCAACAAGUUCCCUCCCUGGCUGAAGCUGGUGGUCACAGUCAGAACCACGUUACAGGAGAUCACCAACGCGCUGCCGUUCCACCGCAUCUCUCUGGACGGCCUGGAGGAAAACGAUGCCAUCGACCAGGACCUGCAGGGCUACAUCCUGCACCGCAUCCACAGCAGCCCAGAGAUCCAGAACAACAUCUCGCUCAACGGCAAGAUGGACAACACCACGUUCGGCAAGCUCAGCGCCCACCUCAAGGCCCUGAGUCAGGGCUCCUAUCUGUACCUCAAGCUCACCUUUGACCUCAUCGAGAAGGGCUACCUGGUUCUGAAGAGCUCCAGCUAUAAGGUGGUCCCAGUCAACCUGGCCGAGGUCUACCUGCUGCAGUGCAACAUGCGCUUCCCCACGCAGUCGUCGUUCGAGCGGGCGCUGCCUCUGCUCAACGUGGCCGUGGCGUCGCUGCAUCCGCUGAACGACGAGCAGAUAUACCAGGCCAUCAACGCCGGCUCGAUGCAGGGCACGCUGGACUGGGAGGACUUCCAGCAACGUGUGGACAACCUGUCGGUCUUCCUGGUGAAGAGGAGGGACGGCACCAGGAUGUUCGUUCACCCGUCCUUCAGGGAGUGGUUGAUCUGGAGAGAGGAAGGAGAAAAGACAAAGUUCCUGUGUGACCCAAGGAGCGGUCACACCCUUCUGGCCUUCUGGUUUUCUCGGCAGGAGAACAAGCUGAACAGACAACAGACUAUCGAACAGGGCCAUCACAUCCUCAAAGCACAUAUCUUCAAGGGUCUCAGCAAGAAAGUUGGGGUUUCCUCAUCUAUCUUGCAAGGCCUGUGGGUAUCCUACAGCUCCGAGGGCCUUUCAGCUGCACUUUCUUCACUGAGAAACCUCUACACCCCCAACAUCAAGGUGAGCCGGUUAUUGAUGAUGGGCGGCGGCAAUGUGAACUACCGUACGGAGGUGCUGAACAACGCCCCCGUCCUGUGCGUCCACUCCCACCUGGGCUACAUGGACAUGGUGGCUCUGCUGCUGGAGUUCGGCGCCUCUGUCGACGCCCCGUCUGAAAGUGGUCUGACGCCGCUGGGCUACGCCGCCGCCGGGGGACACAUGUCCAUCGUGACCGCUCUUUGCCGCAGGAGAGCAAAGGUGGACCACUUGGAUAAGAACGGCCAGUGCGCCCUGGUUCACGCGGCGCUGAGGGGCCACAUGGAGGUGGUGAAGUACCUCAUCCAGAGCGACUGGAGCAUGGGGCCGCAUCAGCAGCAACAGUCACCACAGACACAACAACAGGCGGCGUUUACCAAGAGCCACGCCGUGCAGCAGGCGCUCAUCGCUGCUGCCAGUAUGGGAUACACAGAGAUCGUCUCCUACCUGCUGGACCUGCCGGAGAAAGACGAAGAGGAGGUGGAGCGGGCUCAGAUCAAUAACUUCGACACCCUGUGGGGGGAGACAGCUCUGACCGCAGCCUCCGGUCGGGGGAAGCUGGAGGUUUGUCGCCUGUUACUGGAACAAGGUGCGGCCGUGGCCCAGCCCAACAGACGAGGCAUCGUCCCGCUGUUCAGCGCCGUUCGACAGGGACACUGGCAGAUCGUGGACCUCCUCCUCACACACGGAGCAGAUGUCAACCUGGCGGACAAGCAGGGUCGAAGCCCUCUGAUGAUGGCCGCCUCAGAGGGACACCUGGGGACUGUGGAGUUUUUACUAGCUCAAGGAGCUUCUCUGUCUCUGAUGGAUAAGGAGGGUCUGACCGCUCUGAGCUGGGCGUGUCUGAAGGGCCACUUACCUGUCGUCCACUGCCUGGUGGAGAACGGAGCCGCCACCGACCACGCGGACAAGAACGGACGCACGCCCCUCGACCUGGCGGCUUUCUAUGGCGACUCUGAAGUGGUCCAGUUCUUGGUCGACCACGGGGCCAUGAUAGAGCACGUCGACUACAGCGGGAUGCGUCCCCUCGACAGGGCGGUGGGCUGCAGGAACACGUCGGUGGUGGUCGCCCUGCUCAAGAAAGGAGCCAAGAUAGGAUGUCAGACGCUGCCCAGUCGGCCCCGAGGUCCAGCCACAUGGGCCAUGGCCACCUCCAAACCCGACAUCAUGAUCAUCUUACUCAGCAAACUCAUCGAGGAGGGGGACGGCUUCUACAAGAAGGGGAAGGUGAAGGAGGCGGCGCAGCGUUAUCAGUAUGCCCUCAAAAAGUUUCCACGCGAAGGCUUCAGCGAGGACCUCAAGACGUUCAGGGAACUCAAAGUAUCGCUCUUCCUCAACCUGUCCCGAUGUCGGAGGAAAAUGAACGACUUUGGGAUGGCUGAGGAAUUUGCUACGAAGGCACUUGAACUGAAACCAAAAUCUUACGAAGCUUAUUACGCCAGGGCCCGCGCCAAGCGUAGCAGCAGACAAUUUCCUGAAGCCUUAGAGGACUUGAAUGAAGCCAUGAAGCAGUGCCCCAACAACCGAGAGAUCCAGCGGCUGCUCCAGAGGGUGGAGGAGGAGUUUCACAUGCUCAGCCAGGAGGAGCACCAGCAGCAGGACCUGGAAAUGGAGCCUCCUCCCUCCCCGCCUCCUACGCCUCCCCCGGAAGAGGAGGAGUCACUGUCCCUCUCCAUGCCUCUCCCCCCUCCCCCAGAGCCCCGCCUGGAGGACAUGGAGCCUGUCCAGGACCUGUUUGAGGAUGAGGACUACCUGGAGCAGGAGCUGGAGGCCAUGUCGAUGGGUCUUCCCCCGCCCGAUUCCCUCUCCAACCCCUCCAGCCUUCCCAUCAUUCAUAGCCCACCGCUCUCCCCCACACAUCCAGAUCAGAUCUAUUUAACCGGAGGCUCGCCCAUGGGCCAGCCCUACGAGUAUCACCCCACCUCGUCCUCCAUGUCCUCUCCAACCCGCGGGACGUACCAUUCAACGUCGCCCUCUUUAUCCCCAACGCAUCAGAACUCCCACUACCGCCAUAGCCCGCCUCACACCUCCCCGGUGCACCAGCCAUCCUACCGUUUCAGCCCGCCUCCUAUGGGCACCGGGGGUCAGGGAAUGGAUCACCAGAGCCCACCGCCUUCCCCUUUACGUCGGGCUGCACAAUACAGAGCCAGUCCGCCAGUAGAGAGUGUUUGUCUGUACCGGUCCCAGUCCGGGUCUCCUGUGCGCUACCAGACAGAGCAGCACCCCGGCCGACCCAAAUCCCCCCUCUCUAAGAUGAGCAGUCAGCGUUCUUUCCAACUGAGCUCCCAGCCCUCGUUAUCCUCCCAGCACCACCAAGCCCAGGGCCUUCGCCUCCAGCCUUCUAUAGCCCAGAUAGUCCGCACAAACCAGCCCAGCAAUGUAAUGGGCAACAGCAGUUACGUAGGCCAGAUGGGCCACUCCAUGGGUGGUCGCUACCAAGGGGGCUCGGUGGAUGUGGAGAGCCGACUGGUGUAUCAGCCCUCCCUGGAUGGACGGUCCAUGCCCCAGGUCCAGGCCAGCCUCAGCUCUGGGGCCCUCUGUCAGCACGGCGGCCGAGGAGGGGUUAUGGAGUCGAGCCUAUUGAAGGAUGAGCUACCCCAGCGCCCCUCCUCUGCCUACCGCGCCAGCAGCGGGGGCCCAGGGGGCAUCCGUUACAGCCAGACACCUCAGAUAAGCCGCAGCCAGUCGGCCGCCUACUACCCAGUCUCUGAACAUGUACUGGAGCGUGCAAAUGCCAUGCCCCCCUGUCAGCUGGGCUCGCCUGAGAUCCCUCAUAUGGUGAGACGCCCCGUCAGUGCCAAUACUACUGAGUUGAAGCAGCACGUGCCCACCCCCAGGCCUCUCAUCCAUUCUCAGAGCGUAGGCCUUCGGUUCUCCCCCUCCAGCAACAACAUCUCAACUGGAUCCACCUCGAAUUUGGCGCCGGGCUUCAGGCCUUCCUCUUCCAUUCAGCAGAUGGAGAUCCCCCUGCAAGCUACAUAUGAGCGCAGCUGUGAUGACAUCUCUCCCAUCUCUCCCUCGCAGGGCGGCGGGGGGCUGUAUCAGGGCGAGACCAGCCGCUCUCGGAACACGCCCUUCAUGGGCAUCAUAGACAAGACGGCGCGGACUCAGCAGUACCUGCAUCAGCCCACGUGGUCCAGGGGCAUGACGUCCAUGGACUCUGCGAUCAGCCCCACCUCUCCCGGCCAGCUGGUCCAGCAAGGCUCCACUUACAGCCCCCCCGCCUCACUGGGCAACAUCGCCUACUAUAACAAGACUAACAACGCCCAAAACGGACACCUGCUGGAGGAGGACUACUACACCCAGCCCCAGCCCCCCUCCCUGGGCAAACUGGCUAACGGCUCCCGCGGCGGUGGGGACAUCCUGGAGCGGGUCAGCCAGGUGCCCACCUACCCGGACGUCAAGGUGGCGAGGACUCUGCCCGUGGCACAGGCCUACCAGGACAACAUGUACCGCCAGCUCUCGCGUGACUCCCGCACCCAAGGCCCCACGUCCCCCAUCAAACCAAAGAGACCAUUUGUGGAGUCGAACGUGUGAUGGCCUGUCUGUGACUGGUUGGUGGGACUGGGCUUGUUAGAGGCGAACGGACGGUUGGACAGACCCUUGUACAUGUGACACGGACGAACUUGUCCUAGAGAAACUCACGAGAGACAAAUCCAGUCGGAGAGAGAAAACCACACAGCAGGCACAACGGUGAAGCGAUUAUUUCAUUAUCAUACUCUGCACACAGGUAAGAAAACGGGAGGCUCUCCGCAAUUCUGAUCUCACACUGAUUCAAAGACCAGUGCACUUCCAAAAUGGUGGUGAGGCACAAAGUUCCCACAGGUGAACACAACAGAGCGAAAAGUACCAAUAAUCGGACUCUACUCGUGGACUCUGUAUCCAUCCUCUGUUCUUUCAAAGUGUGCUCUUAAGCAAGGUUGCUAGUAGGCUCUAUUCUAUGUAAUACAAUACUAUAUGUUCAAUACUGUACAUUGCUCAGAAAAAACUAAAAUGGCUCAACAACUCAGUACUUAGAGAAAAAUGACAAUAUUUAUAAUUAAGUUAUAUAUUGUACAUAGAAAUAAAACAAAACAUAGUUUGCGUUUGAAUUGUAUUCUGUUACUCCUGCCUUUGUGUCCCACUGCUAGUCAUAUGGAAAGCGACCAGGAGGAGGGAGGAGGGACAGAGACCAACUUUGAGAGACAUUAAUACCUCGGUGUUUGACAAAAUAGAAGAAAAACAUACUUUGUCGUGGUUUAUGCUUUUCCUGCUGCAAUACGCCCUCGAUGUAAACUACUGCUGCAACCAACGAUUUUCAUUUUCCGUUAAUCUCCAGCACAUGUUUUUGAUUUAUCUCUUUAUAAUAAUGAGACAAACGACCAUCAGUCCAAAACCCAAAGAUGUUCAAAAGCAAAAUCUGACUGAAAUGAUGAAUUCAUUAUCAAAACGCUUGCCCGUCAAUCAAUUGAUCAACAAAUUGUUUCAGGUUUGAGUCGAUCACAGGAUCUAACUGAUCCCAGAAUAUUAGAAAGUAAAUACGUGCACCUUUAAAAGGCUGAGACAUUUCUGAGGUUGAGACACUAGAUUUUCUGUUUUUCAUUUUUUAAGCAUCAUUCCUGUGAACGUUUUAUAACAUUUGUCUCCGGCUCCUUGUCAAGAACUUACUUAACCAUCGUCUUGUAUAAACAAGCAAAUCAUCAGUUGCUGUGGUUUUGAACAAGCUAAUAUUUUUUUACAGAACUCUUUAAUCUUUGUUUUGAGGACAGUUUGCUCUAUUGGGAGAAAAGAAAAAAGGCCUUAAGUGCAAUAACUGUGUUUACAGUUUGAAUCCUUGUCGACAGAAACGUUCAAUCAUCUUUUAUCUGAAUGAUCCUGAUCAAAUGAUAAACACUAAAAGAAUCUUUAAGAGUCAAAGUUCGUCUUAGUCCCUCCUCAGUUCGUAACGACACUGUACGUUCAUACAUGCUAGUGAUGGGUUAACAUGGUGAGUGCUCAGCGACUAUAAGCAAGCAAAUGCAUACACACGACCACUGUUGCAGACGUUCUCCCUCUAACUCCUGCAUUAUCUCGUGCCGUUUCUUUUUACCCAUAAUGCAUUUUUACGCCGCCACCUCUGCACUAAAAAUGCCUGUUAAGUUCUUAACUAAGGGUGCACUUUAUGUAUUUUACUUACUGUGUUGUUCUGAUUGUUGAAAUUUUGGAGAACGUGGGUGUGUGAUGGGUCAGACCUCUGGCCACUGAUACCAGACUAUCAUGGACACUUAUUAUUAUUAUUACCAUAUGAUUUACAAAGCAGUGAUGAAUGACAAUAUGAAGAGCAAACAAUGUUUUUAAACAGGUGAAGAUGUAUAGACUUUCUAGCACAAGUUGUAUAUACUGGCUCAGAUGUUCCACUCCGUCCAGCUCGGGUUCGUUAGUUAAGCAAAGUCUGUUUGAAGAAGCCGAUCAUAUUUAAGUAAUGAUAAAAAAAUAAACUAAAAAAAAUCAAUAAGUCUCCAAAUGAGCCAGUCCAAUCCACUGGUCCUGCACACGCCUUGAAAAUAAGUGGAAUCUACUGCAAACAAAAAAAAUGAAAGACUGACAUUUCAGAAACUCUGUAUCUGGAGUUUGACUUGAAAAAAGUGGGAUAAUGAGAAUAUUCAAGUUAUUUGUAUAUGUGGGAAAAAGUUAUAGACCGUUUGUCUGUAACGUUUUAUUUUGGUUCUAGAUAAAGAAUAUCUAAGAGGAGACGGCUCCUCCUGAACGUCUCCUCUUUAUCCUCAGUUCACCUGCUACCAGAGAAUCGCCCGACUUAUCUUCACAGAGAUUAAGGUAUAAACUGUAAAAUACUUAAUUUAAACUGGACUUCUCAGUUGAGGCUAUUUGAGGGUGUAUGGUUUCAAGCUGUGUGUGUAUAUUAGUUUGCUGUACAUAGUCUGAUGCAUGUUCUAUUCUUUCCACGAGCUCAAGCGGAAACAUGUAUAGCAGUGUCCCGGCUCUGGUGUGUGAUACAGUGUUUGGAUCAAGAUAAGGAGACUGCGAUCCCUGAACUGUCCUUAUCAUUUUCCUCAAACCUCGCCAGACAAAAGGGAAAAGGUUCUUUUCUUUUCUUUUAAUGUAUUUGCUUGCUGAGCAGAGUUCUCUUGUCUGUAAAUGUGAGCUUUCAGAUCGCUGUGACAAAAAGUUUAAUUAAAAACAAAUAAAAAGAAUGUGUUUUUAUCUCAUGAUAACUGAUUGUAAUCUGUACAGUCAAAAACAAAAAAGAGCAUAUUUAUAAAUGGUUACCAACUGAAA
Hippoglossus stenolepis (Pacific halibut) is the source of this 9707-nucleotide messenger RNA. It is a transcript of the gene tanc2b, whose product is annotated as tetratricopeptide repeat, ankyrin repeat and coiled-coil containing 2b. Gene Ontology annotation, cellular component: dendritic spine. The record is from RefSeq and is a predicted model, not a curated record. Bases 600 to 6989 code for a protein of 2129 amino acids. NCBI's taxonomy places the organism in Eukaryota, Metazoa, Chordata, Actinopteri, Pleuronectiformes, Pleuronectidae. Gene Ontology annotation, molecular function: protein binding. The transcript has 32 exons. Gene Ontology annotation, biological process: regulation of dendritic spine morphogenesis.